This is a messenger RNA of Diceros bicornis minor, 957 nucleotides long. RefSeq names its product olfactory receptor 6T1. NCBI's taxonomy places the organism in Eukaryota, Metazoa, Chordata, Mammalia, Perissodactyla, Rhinocerotidae. Gene Ontology annotation, molecular function: olfactory receptor activity; G protein-coupled receptor activity. The record is from RefSeq and is a predicted model, not a curated record. Gene Ontology annotation, cellular component: membrane. Gene Ontology annotation, biological process: G protein-coupled receptor signaling pathway.
AUGAGCCCUGAAAACUGGAUUCAGGUAACAGGGUUUGUCCUUCUGGGUUUCCCCAGUAGCUACAUCCAGCAGUUCCCACUGUUCCUGGGGUUGAUGGCGACCUACAUUAUAACAGAAGGCAACCUGCUAAUUAUUGGGCUCAGUUGGAUGGACCGACGCCUGCAAACACAGAUAUACUUCUUUCUGCGGAACCUGUCCUUCCUGGAGCUGUUGCUCGUGUCUGUGGUGGUUCCCAAGAUGCUUGUCACCAUCCUCACAGGGGAUCACUCCAUCUCAUUUGCCAGCUGCAUCAUCCAGUCCUACCUCUACUUCCUCCUAGGCACCACCGACUUCUUCCUCUUAGCUGUCAUGUCUCUGGAUCGUUACCUGGCAAUCUGUAGACCGCUCCACUAUGAGAGGCUGAUGAGUGGUCCUGUCUGUUCCCAGCUAGUGCUGGCCUCCUGGCUAGCUGGAUUCCUCUAGGUCCUUUGCCCCACCGUUCUCGUGGCCAGCCUACCUUUCUGUGGCCCCAGUGGUAUUGACCACUUCUUCCGUGACAGUUGGCCCUUGCUGAGGCUCUCUUGGGACACUCAUCUGCUGGAGCUGGUGGCUUUCGUGCUCUCCACAGUGGUGUUACUGGGCUCACUGGCACUGACCUCAGUCUCCUAUGCCUGCAUUCUUGCCACUGUUCUCAGGGCCCCAAAAGCUGCUGAGCAAAAGAAAGCAUUCUCCACUUGUGCCUCACAUCUUACAGUGGUGAUUAUCAUCUACAGCAGCUCCAUUUUUCUCUACAUCUGCAUGUCAGAGGCUCAAUCCAUCGUGCUCAACAAAGGUGCCUUGGUCCUGAGCUGUAUCAUCAUACCUCUCCUGAACCUGUUCAUCUUCAGUCUCCACAAUGAUAAGGUGAAGCAAGCCCUGAGAGAUGCACUGAGGUGGCACAGACCCAUGGCUGUGGGAGGCUAUGAGGGUCACAAGUAA